CUGCCUCGCGCCCAACAGGCUCUUCUAUACGUACCCCCGUCCCUUUGUCCAUUCGAUGAUAUAAGCACCUGGACUCCCCAGUGAAUUUCUCCAGUUAAGCUCCAAAAUCCGUCCAGUGAGGACCUAUUCCUCAUUUUUUUUCACUCGGUACCAAUUGCAAGACUGGAAUAUUUCCCUGAGAUAGUGUCAUUGGCCUCAAUUGGGCCUCUCUCGUUGUGGCUAAUCACUUUAUUACCAAUUAUUCAAGAUGUCUUUCAAGUGGCUGGUGCUGAUACUCAUUGCAAGUGCUCUCGGCGAUGAUGUUGAUCUCGCUGAUACCGUCAAGCUACUUCGGGAAAAAGUGAAUGCACUCAUUGAUCGUAGACAAGAGGAUUACAAUGCACUCGAGGAGAGUCUCAAAGUCGCCAUGGAGAAGAAUACAGAAUUGACGGUUUUGAGGAAUGAAGUUAAACAGCUGAGGAAGGAAGUGGGUUUGCUUCGGGGCGGAAGCGGCAACGAGGCGAAGAAUGAACGCCUGAGGGUCAAAUGGUUGGGUAGCGCUGUGACUGAGCUGAAGAAUGAAUUGGCGGAGGUAUUGACGGCUAGGAAUGCAAGCGAGGAACUAGCACAGAGGGCCAGGAUGAAGAGUGAAAUUGCCCUGUUGAGGGGUGAUGUUGCACAAGUCGGCAGAGGCAUAAGGGAUCUAGGGGGAAGACUAACUAGGAUUGAAGCAUCCCUCGGGACUCUACGAGUUGAUAUCAUUGGGAUUAAAGAGAGGGCUGGACAAGUUACCCGGAGUUGCGCUGAUAUUGCUAGUCAGUUAAGCACUGUCCAAAUUGAGAUGAAAUCAUUAAAGUACGAGCCGCACGUCGAGGCAAAGAAUCACCUGUCGCGCAAUGAAAUUAACGAAAUAAUAGAUGACCAGGAGGAGAGGUACAAGCGCGAGCAUCACAGAUCAUUUCGUCACGGUUCAUCGAGAUCUUCAGUUCUGAAGAGAAUCGAGGAGAGAUUGAGUGGUUUAGAGCACAAGAUCGCGAUAGUCUCGAGGAAACGAGGGAUGAUUGAGAAGCGCGUGGUGUAUGAGAACUCAGAGAUUUCUCUGGUGUCCCUGAAGAGCCUGAAGGAGGAUUUCCUGAGACAACUCCUGAAUGUCACACAGCGGCUCGUCACGAUGGAAAAACACCUGGUGGACUCUGACCUAGCGACGCUGCAAUCCCUGGAGACUUUGGAGGAUAAAAUCACCAGCAAUCAAUCAGAGUUGAAACGCGAGGUGGCGAGGAUUGACGUCAACGCUGCGAGGAAGAACGCCGAGAUAUCGCUAACACGAGAGGACAUUGGAAAUUUACGGAGGACAGUUCAGGCCUUGAGCGUGAGUGCCUCAAAACUUCAGGAGAAGAGCGAUGUUCAGCAGGAGAGCAUAUCAGAGCUUGUCAAAAAAAUUGACCAGACGCCAGCCCUUGACUCGGCAGUUGCCAGAGCCGUAAAUAUCACUCACGAACUGGAGCACGUGGAGGACGAGUACAGGCUGAUGGUAGAUGCACUUCCUAGUAACUGCGACGCCAAGGACGGUCUGACACUCCUGGGAAAUGGUCAGGGUGCACCACUCCUGGUGUCUUGUCAUGCUGGCUGGAUCAUGGUAGCCAGGAGAAUGGACGGUAUCGUUGAUUUUGACAGGAGUUGGAGUGAAUACGCCAGUGGCUUUGGCUCACCACUCAACGAAUUCUGGGUUGGGAAUGAAGCCCUCCAUCGACUAACACGUGACAACUGCACAAAAAUCAAAAUCGAUCUGACCGAUAUCUAUGGGAUCAGAUGGACCGCUGAGUACGAUCACUUUGCUGUUCUCUCGGAGGAGACCGGAUAUCAGCUCCAGGUUGGUGGCUACUCUGGCAAUGCCACUGACGCCUUCUCCUAUCAGAACAAUAUGAAAUUCAGUGCUAAGGACAAGGACAUGGACAUCAGCUCUGCCGAUUGCGCGGCUAAUUAUCACGGGGGCUGGUGGUUCAGCCACUGUCAGCAUGCCAAUCUCAAUGCCAAGUACUCACUCGGAUUGACUUGGUACCAGUCUGACAGCAAUGAGUGGAUGGCCGUCACUGCAUCCACCAUGUCGAUAAAGAAAAAAGAUCGGUGUAAUUCGAGCUAAUUUUUAAUGAGAUUAGUAAUGAAUUUGUCGGUGAAAUUAUCAAGCCAAAGAUUUAUAGGUAAAUUUAACAAGCACGUAUCAUUGAACAUGUAAAUAAUCUGUACAUUAUGUAUUGCUUAUGUGAAUUUA
Messenger RNA from Fopius arisanus, 2248 nucleotides. It is a transcript of the gene sca, whose product is annotated as scabrous. The record is from RefSeq and is a predicted model, not a curated record. The transcript is spliced from 3 exons. NCBI's taxonomy places the organism in Eukaryota, Metazoa, Arthropoda, Insecta, Hymenoptera, Braconidae. The coding region runs from base 248 to 2119 and encodes 623 amino acids.